Messenger RNA from Ipomoea nil (Japanese morning glory), 1103 nucleotides. Its product is annotated as ras-related protein RABF2b. The record is from RefSeq and is a predicted model, not a curated record. Bases 250 to 855 code for a protein of 201 amino acids. NCBI's taxonomy places the organism in Eukaryota, Viridiplantae, Streptophyta, Magnoliopsida, Solanales, Convolvulaceae. The transcript has 7 exons. Gene Ontology annotation, molecular function: GTPase activity; GTP binding.
CUAGAAAUCUAAAUAAACCCUUCUUCCACAAAAUAAGCAUUACAACUGUCAACGGCGAGCCAGGGUUGAAAUAUACCUUUCUCCCUUUCGCUUGACAAUUAUACCUCCAUCAUCUCCUUCUUCUCCUUCUUGUCUACUCAACUCCUCGAAACUCUCUAAAGUUUUCCUACUUUUAUUGUAUCUGAGCUGAAUCGAUCAGAGCCAUACACUGAUUCUUUUACUUUAUUCUGAAGUGAAUCGAUCAGAGGCAUGGCUACCGCCGGAAACAAGAACAUGAACGCCAAGCUGGUGCUCCUAGGAGAUGUUGGAGCUGGAAAAUCAAGUCUGGUAUUGCGUUUUGUUAAAGGACAAUUUAUUGAAUUCCAGGAAUCUACGAUAGGAGCUGCUUUUUUCUCACAAACAGUGGCAGUGAAUGAUGCAACUGUGAAAUUUGAAAUAUGGGACACAGCAGGUCAAGAGAGGUACCACAGUUUAGCUCCAAUGUACUAUAGAGGAGCUGCAGCUGCCGUAAUUGUGUAUGAUAUAACAAAUCAAGCAUCCUUUGAACGAGCUAAAAAAUGGGUCCAGGAACUUCAGGCACAAGGUAACCAGAACAUGGUUAUGGCACUUGCUGGAAAUAAAGCUGACUUGUUAGAUGCAAGAAAGGUUGCACCCGAGGAAGCACAAAAAUAUGCAGAGGAAAAUGGGCUUUUCUUUAUGGAGACGUCUGCAAAAACUGCAACCAAUGUCAAUGACGUUUUCCAUGAAAUAGCAAAGAGGUUACCCCGUCUGCAGCCUGCACCAAAUCCAUCGGGCAUGGUUCUUAUGGACAGAUCUGCUCAAAGAGCCACCACUACCAGUUCUUGCUGCGGUUAACCUCCAUUAUCAUAUGUGCAGCGGAGAAAUGCACCCUGUUGGUCUGUAUCUAUAUUCUUAUGUUUGGUUAAAUAUAAUGAGUUGUGUUGUCAACUCCUGCACAGGAAUUUGUUUAGAGUGUUGAAUUGGCCUUUCAUGAAUUCUAUUUCUACACACAACAGUCAUACUCUCCAGUGAUGUCUUUAUGUAUUCAUACAAAAUCUGUCACAAGAGCCAUGAAUGCCAUAAUAGUAAAGAACAAUUCUCUA